AUGCGACCACUCUCGACAAUUUCGACUGCUGCGCUUUCACCAUGGAAGAGACUAUUACGCAUCUUCGGGUCUCGACCAGAUCAGAAUCUAUCUCUCCUUCCCAUUAGAACUCUUGCCCAAGUUCGAUCAGAAUCAUUGUCGGAACUCUGGUUUACAGCAGCCGUGCCUGCAGGCUCGACGCCACGGACUCAAGCGCAACAAGAACUUGGUGCUGGACCAUUCGUCCGCUUGGAUGGCAUCAAUGGUGGAAGGUCGCCUGGAGGUGACCAGAAGCCGCCUGACGAGCGGACGAUGAAAUUGGGAAAGACACUACGAACGUUGUCCCCACUUCUACCGAACAUUCUCACGACCCAACUGCCUCCCGAGAUCGUCUCUCCCUACGUGACCCUACAUCUCUUUCCCUCCACUCAUCCACACUUACCAGUUGUAAAGGGCAAGAUACCAUACCGAGCUGCUCUUUGGACAGCACCCGUGGCUUGGGGUUGUGUUCCAGUCGUGGGCAAUGUGAAGCUGGAAAUUCUGAGCGAGAAGAUGGUCCGCUCGGGCUAUAUUACUGCACCUUCGCAUGUUGAGGCACACUGUGGUGGUCUUAGAGAGGAAAAGCUCGUGGUACGAUGGAGGACAGAGCCGCGCAGGCAUGGCAAUGGUAAAGGCCAUGCAGUGCAGUCAGCCACAUCGGAAUCUAGCGCAGUCGACAAUGGAGGAAUUAAUAGAGGUCUAAGCACAUUACUCGGAGGCGAUAGACCUCUAUUUGGUGGGGAUGCUGGGUCGAACACAUUCACUGGCUUGUUUGUAUUCUCCUUCGACUCUGAAGGACGUAUCGCGAACCACACCAUCGAACACGCUGACGAGGCUGGUGGCUUUGACAAGACGAGCAAAGUCGUGACGCUUGCAGAUUGGCUACUGGGCAAAGCUCGUUGGCGUGGGCUUAGAGAAGAGGAUGCUCUGCCUGUUCCUGGGCUAGCAUAUAGGAUGAAGGUCUGUAGGGACGAGAUAAGAAAGCAAGACCGAUGGGGAAGGAGACACUAG
Molecule: messenger RNA, 1029 nt
Organism: Lithohypha guttulata
Lineage: Eukaryota; Fungi; Ascomycota; Eurotiomycetes; Chaetothyriales; Trichomeriaceae
Exons: 2
Coding region: 1-1029 (342 amino acids)
Source: RefSeq, a predicted model, not a curated record